This is a messenger RNA of Dipodomys ordii (Ord's kangaroo rat), 1565 nucleotides long. It is a transcript of the gene Hspbp1, whose product is annotated as HSPA (heat shock 70kDa) binding protein, cytoplasmic cochaperone 1. The transcript is spliced from 8 exons. Lineage: Eukaryota; Metazoa; Chordata; Mammalia; Rodentia; Heteromyidae. The coding region runs from base 249 to 1325 and encodes 358 amino acids. The record is from RefSeq and is a predicted model, not a curated record.
UGUGCGUGCGUGCGUGCGUGCGUGCGUGUGUGUGUGUGUAGCACUUCCGGAUGAGGCCGUGCGCACUUCCGGCCAAGAUGGCGGCGCCCAGCAGAGUCAGGUGCAGGCGAUUCUCUCCUUAGGCGCGGCGGCGGCUCGAGGCUAGAGCGGCAGACAUCCCAGAAGUCGACCCACCAGGACGUCAGAGCGCUAUCGGCGGUGACCAUCUUCCCCCCCAUCACCUUUCUCCCCUUCCUCACAAACGGUCCAUGGCAGACCAAGGCUCGGGGGGCAGUCGCCUCCCCCUGGCGUUGCCCCCGGCCUCUUCUCAGGGGUGCUCGUCUGGGGGCGGCGGCUCCUCAGCGGGGGGCGCCGGCAACCCCCGGCCCCCGCGCAACCUGCAGGGUCUGCUGCAAAUGGCCAUCACGGCGGGUUCUCAGGAGCCAGACCCCCCUCCAGAGCCCAUGAGCGAGGAGAGGCGCCAGUGGCUGCAGGAGGCCAUGUCAGCUGCCUUCCGGGGCCAGCGAGAGGAGGUGGAACAGAUGAAGAGCUGCCUCCGGGUGCUGUCCCAGCCCAUGCCCUCUGCAGUGGGGGAAGCUGAGCUGGCCUCCGAUCAACAGGAGCGCGAGGGGGCCCUGGAGCUGCUGGCCGACCUGUGUGAGAACAUGGACAAUGCCACAGAUUUCUGCCAGCUGUCGGGCAUGCACCUACUGGUGGGCCGCUACCUGGAGGCCCGGGCAGCGGGGCUGCGGUGGCGGGCUGCACAGCUCAUCGGGACAUGCAGUCAGAAUGUGGCGGCCAUCCAGGAGCAGGUGCUGGGCCUUGGUGCCCUGCGGAAGCUGCUGCGGCUGCUUGACCGGGACUCCUGCGACACGGUACGCGUCAAGGCCCUCUUCGCCAUCUCCUGCCUGGUCCGGGAGCAGGAGGCAGGGCUGCUCCAGUUCCUCCGCCUGGAUGGCUUCUCUGUGCUGAUGCGUGCUAUGCAGCAGCAGGUGCAAAAGCUCAAGGUCAAGUCAGCUUUCCUGCUGCAGAACCUGCUGGUGGGCCACCCCGAGCACAAAGGGACGCUGUGCGCCAUGGGCAUGGUCCAGCAGCUGGUAGCCCUGGUGAGGACGGAGCACAGCCCCUUCCAUGAGCACGUGCUCGGAGCCCUGUGCAGCCUGGUGACAGACUUCCCCCAGGGUGUGCGUGAAUGCCGGGAGCCGGAGCUGGGCCUGGAGGAGCUGCUGCGCCACCGCUGCCAGCUACUGCAGCAGCAUGAGGAGUACCAGGAGGAGCUGGAGUUCUGCGAAAAGCUGCUACAGACCUGUUUUUCUAGCCCCACGGACGACAGCAUGGAUCGGUGAAACCAAGUGGCUUCUUGUGCUCUCUCCCUGUGGGAACCCCAGGCCUCCUGCCCCCUCCUUCCCACGGCGCCCUCUCCCAAGGGAUUGGGGGCCUGGCCAGUGCCUGGGCGUGCCAGUCCACCUCUGGGCAGCCCCCUGGAGGGGUGCUGAGAAUGGUGCUGGCUCUUUGGACCCCACCCUGCACACUCCCCCUCCCCAUCUCUGCACUGCUCUUCCAAUAAAGGCAUUUCUCCUCCUCCU